Messenger RNA from Jatropha curcas, 1025 nucleotides. Its product is annotated as HVA22-like protein k. The record is from RefSeq and is a predicted model, not a curated record. Lineage: Eukaryota; Viridiplantae; Streptophyta; Magnoliopsida; Malpighiales; Euphorbiaceae.
UAUAGCUACAUACCAGUAUUUCUAAAAAAUUAAAGAAAAAAAAAUUCAGUUCUCAGAUCCAAUUCGGUUUGAUUCGAUUUCUUCAGUAACAGUGCACAGCGUAGUUUUUACUCUCGUGCUCGUUGCAGAACUCAUUUCUCAUGGCUUUUCCAAGUGAGGUUGGCUUGCAAUUGCUUCUUUCCCCCAUUAAUUCCAACAUUGUAGUUCGUGCAGCAUGUUGUUCUGUAGGGACAGUUUUACCUGUUUACUCAACAUUCAAGGCUAUUGAGAAUAAAGAUCAACUGGAGCAACAAAAAUGGCUUGUAUAUUGGGCAGCUUAUGGCACUUUCAGUAUAGCGGAAGUGUUUGCAGAUAAAAUUCUAUCCUGGUUUCCUCUCUACUAUCAUGCGAAGUUUGCAUUUCUUGUUUGGCUGCAGCUGCCAUCAGUCAAUGGAGCCAGGCAACUGUAUAUGAGUCAUCUGCGCCCAUUCUUGUUGAGGCAUCAAGCUAGAUUUGAUCAAAUUUUGGAGUUUGUACUUCGAGAAAUGGAACAAUUUGUAAGUGCGCAUCAGGAAAAAUUGACGUUUGCAAAGGGACUAUUUCUGAAAAUCCGAGCAUCAGUGCACCAUGUGGUUCAGGAUCUUAUUCACCCAGGGGAAAGACGAGCAAAAGGUGCUAUAACAGGCCCAGCGAGACGGAUCUGCGAAUCGCAAUCUGACAAUGAAGAAUAAGGCACCACUGACAUCAAGGGUAACUUGAUGUUGUCUUUCAUUAGGAAUUCUGUUGAACUUGUAGUUUAUGUGCUCUUACGUUUUUUCUCUUCAUGCUUCCGAGGCUUACAUAUAUUCAUAUAUGCAUAAAAACAUUAGCCUAAUAUGUCUACCAUAGAUUGAUCUGUACAAAUUUUAGCUCAUUUACUUGUGUAUAGAAAAUGGACUUAGGAUAGCCAUAGUUUUGAAAAUUUAAGCCAAAGCCAAAGAUGUGCAUUCUUUAUGUAGAAACUUGUAUAAAGAACUUGGCAUCACCUUAUCUCUUCUUCAUCUUCA